AUGGAAUGCAGCGGCGACAGAUUCGCCGUGCCCUGGCUAGAUCAGGGCGAAUGGUCGCACGGCGUGUGGCUUGCGCACCGCAUUUUUGGCGUGUUGGCCAUAGCGGUGCUGCUCGUGUGGGCUUGCCUCUUCCUGGAGGCGCUGUCGCUGCGGCGCGCCUUCCUGCUCGCCGGAGGCGCGACCGGCGCCUGCGGGCUGUGGCUCAUUGGGUGGGUUGGAUGGCUGAUCAAGCCGUCGGUCACGUUCGCCGAAAAGUGCGACUUUGCGCUGCGUGACCUCGCCCAGCUGCAGCACCUCGCGAUGGGCCUGCUCCUGGCCGCGGCCGGCGCCGCCGAGGUCCGCUUCGCGCAGGCGCUGCUCACGCUCCCGCGCCGACGCGCCGACGCGCUGCUCUGGCCGCACCUUUCGUGGGGCCUCUGCGUCGGCUGGGUGGGACUCCUGUUCCUCGGCCACCCGCAGCUCGACGACGACGACGCGGCGCGCCACCUCAAGCUCGGGCUCGGCCUCCUCCUCGGCGCCUCUCUCCUCGCGCUGCAGAAGCGGCGAGGCCUCCUCGACGGCGAGAUGGCCCUCCUCGACCUGCCGAUGCUCGCCGCCGCCGCACUCGCCUUCGGAGUCGCCGCCUUGCAGCUGCUCACCUUCCCCGCCCCGCCCGUCGGAACAACCGCCAACAGCACCCUCCCGGAGCCGGCCGCCUCGCCGCUCGCUCGCCCCGGCCCGCCGCUCCCCCGCCACAUCGGCGCGACGAGCAGCUGCGGCUGGCUCGGGCGCAGGGCGGCCCUCUGCGGCGUCUGGCUCGGCGCGGCGUCGCUCGCUCUCUCGCUGUGCGUCGCCGCCCGCAAGGGCGUGGAUUGGUGGCGGAGAAGGCGGCGCGGACCGCUAUCAGGAAACCGCGGCACGGCGUGCGAGUCGGAGGGCAUACGCGCCGCGGCCGACGACUCGUUUUGCUCUUCGGCGGAGUCCAGCCCGAUGCGACCUCGCGGCGCGGUGUGCGAGAGCCGUCACAAGUGA
Emiliania huxleyi CCMP1516 is the source of this 1011-nucleotide messenger RNA. RefSeq lists its product as hypothetical. The transcript is spliced from 2 exons. NCBI's taxonomy places the organism in Eukaryota, Haptophyta, Isochrysidales, Noelaerhabdaceae. The record is from RefSeq and is a predicted model, not a curated record. The coding region runs from base 1 to 1011 and encodes 336 amino acids.